CCAUGUUACGGAAACAUUUCUGAAUUUCGACUUACCGGACGAUUUAGAUCUUUUCCAAGAACAGUCGAAUGCUGAAGUUUCUACAGGAAAAGCCACGGUCAAGUCUGUCGAAAUCGAACGGGAUCGCGUUCGCGCCGUAUUAUUGGAAAUAUACGGAAGCGAAAUCGAAAAUCCUGAGUUUUGCACCAAAGGAAUUUUCAGCAAUCGCACUGUGGAAGUUAUGGAAAAUUUAACACGAUCAGUACAAAAUAAUGAGGAUUUGGACGCCACUCAAAAAAAGCUUAUCCGCGAACGAAUGCGAUUUUUUUAUGAAGGCGGUUGCAGAACAGGCGGCUUUAGGCUCAGUUUGGCGGACGGAAAAUUAUUUUACAAGGAUAAACUGGCCAAGAAAAAGCAUAUCCUCAAAUUUGUAGACGUUUUUGAAUUUGCGUGGAAUAUUCAUCUUUCGCCUUCACAAGCAUGCGUUGCGCGAAGCGCGGAAAGCCUGGCAAAAGAGUUGUCGCGCUCUGUGUUCAUUAAGGAUGGACAUCGGUUGAUGGAGAGUAUUAAAUCCGUUUGUGCUGGUUGUCAAAUCACGAGAGCAACAAAGCAGCUUAUGCCUUAUGUGCCAAAAAUCAUAAGGACCUUCGAAUUGAUGGAGCGAAUUCAAAUCGAUCUCGUUGAUAUGGCACCCGAUACGGAAAUGCAAAUGCGAACAAAUCUCGGCCAGUUUCGCUACGUUCUUUCCAUAACAGAAUGUUUCAGCCGAUUUUGUUUUUUGUUUCCUAUUAGAAACAAGACAGCCGAAGAAAUUCAUGCACAGUUGGUAACCUUUUUUGUGGAUGAAGGUUGUCCAAAAAUUCUACAGAGUGACAACGGAAAAGAGUUCGUUAAUAAGCUGGUAAAAGACCUUUUGGAAAAUGCAAGCGUUGGGUUUGUGCAUGGGACAAGUGGAACGUCUAAAUCAAAAGCUGAAGCGAGCUCUUGCAUUUAUGAUGGCUAAUUUAGACCCUGUAACGCAAGGUUUAUUAUGGCCGUAUUUUUUGCCAUCCGUCCAGCACUUAUUGAAUACAACACUACAUAAUUCCACAAACAUGACGCCGUUUGAAGUCUACAAAGGGUACGCUUCUGCGCUAAGCCUUGAAAGAAUAGAAUUGGAUCCGGUGCCAUGGAAAGCGGAGCACGUCAGUAUGCUGAAACGACUUAUGCCUGAGCCACCAGAUGAUGAGUUUGCUGAUGUUUAUGCAACGGAACAGUAUGAAAACGACAUUGAUGAAAAGGCUGAAGAAAACCUUCGACACCUAGAUGAUCUGCCAGAACCGCUGCGGUCGCAGGCUUUACACGCGCUGGAACAGCUGCAUUACCGACGUGCUUGCAUGCAGACAUCUGUCAUCGAAAAUGUAGAGCGGAGACUUUUUAAAAACAUCUACGGACCAGCAGUGAAGGCUAGGCAGAUACGAAUCGAAGUUGGCGAUGUGUAUAUUUGGCGUCCGCAUCAAAAAAGACGGAAAUUAUCCGGUCGUGUAAAGGUGAAGAUUGUGCGAAUUAUGGAACAAGAGAAAACGCUCUCCUCAAGAUACCAGGUGGAAUAUUUCAAGAACGGUGACCGGGAACCUCCCAUAAAGACCAAAGAAAAUUCUUCGUUUUUCACAGUGCUUUUGGUUAACACAAACGAAUUAUCAAUUUAUCGGCGCCGUAUUGCUACCCAAAAUGGAGUCCAUGAAGAGCGCAUGCGAGAAGAAAGCACUAUUGGCUGUUUAUCAGAAAUUCACAAGGACGCAAAUGCGGUGGGAAGAGGCGUUCACGAAUUUGCUGACACAAUGCGUGCUUAUUUGAAAGAAACGAGUUGUUUGGCAAAACGCGUGCAGCCUGGAUUACUGGAUGAAGCAGACGCAGAGAAGUUUUUUCAUUUGUUGGAUCAAGGUGCAGCAGCUUUCAUAACGGAGACGGAGCGCGGAAAAGCUUCCAAAGAUCUGGAAGACGUCUUAGCUGGGAUAAACGAGUUGCGAGAUUCAACAGGGUUUUUGUACUGGAUGAGCGGUUUAUUGAAAUGGGAAGCAACGACGUCCAAAUCGCCUUUUAAAAUAAGAAAUAUCCUGGCCGGGCAAGAUCUUUACCACAGAGAAUCUUGCAUGCGAUGUAUGGAAACUCAACCUGAUUGUGGGCAUUUGUGCUGUACAGAUGCUCUGAAUGAACUUUGUGCAAAACGAGGUAUGAGUUAAUCUACUAAUAUGCAAUUUGUUAUGGUUCUAAAUGUACUAGAAACUCUUGAUUGUAAACUAAUGAC
Messenger RNA from Paramacrobiotus metropolitanus, 2266 nucleotides. RefSeq lists its product as uncharacterized. Gene Ontology annotation, molecular function: nucleic acid binding. The transcript is spliced from 6 exons. Bases 900 to 2201 code for a protein of 433 amino acids. The record is from RefSeq and is a predicted model, not a curated record. Lineage: Eukaryota; Metazoa; Tardigrada; Eutardigrada; Parachela; Macrobiotidae.